Messenger RNA from Paramecium sonneborni, 1774 nucleotides. Lineage: Eukaryota; Ciliophora; Oligohymenophorea; Peniculida; Parameciidae. The record is from the annotation of a GenBank genome assembly.
AUUUGUUAUUAUUAUUAUCAGAGUUGUUUAGAAUUUAUGAGCAUUCAAAAUCAACAACUUUAAAGAUUAAUCAACAACACAUAUAUAACAAAAAAGAGAGUUUCAGCUGGAUCAUUCGGGGUAGUUUAUUGCGGAUAGGAUAUAAAUACAAGAGCAAUUGUAGCAAUUAAGAUUGAUAAGGGAAACAACGAUGACACAAGUUUAGAAAGAGAAGUAAUUCUGAAUUUACAAAUUUAAAGGCAGAAAUACUCAAAAGAUUACAAAAAAUACCUUAAAUUCCAAAAUUAUUUUGGGCAGGAAAAGAUGGUGAUUCAAAUGUUUUAGUAAUUUAAUAUUUGGGAAGAGACCUUACACAUUUUAUGAAAACUUUUAGAAAAUUUUCUUUGAAAUGUGUAUUGAAUAUUGCUGAAUAAAUGAUAAACAUUAUAGAGAAUAUACAUAAAAAGUAAGAGCAGAUUUGUUUUAUUUUUAGUAAAGUCUUACAUAGAGACAUCAAACCAGAAAAUGUACUUGUUGGUAAAGAUGAUGAAGAGAAUUUGCUUUAUAUAGUAGAUUUUGGUAUAAGCAAAUUUUUUAAGGAUGAAAACGAUUCUCAUAUGUAAAUUUCUUAAAAUAACUUAGUUCAUUUCGAGAGAACUAACCAUUUAUUGGUACUACUAGAUACGCAAGUAUCAAUGCACAUAAAGGAUUUUCAUUAAGUCGAAGAGAUGAUUUGGAAUCAUUAGGCUAUAUGCUCAUAUUCUUACUAAAGGGUAUUAUUUAAUUCAAUUAUUUUUUAAGGAUAAUUGCCAUGGUAAAAUUUACAAUUUGUAGAUGAAGAAGAUAAAAUGAGAUAGGUUGGUCAAAUGAAAAUGAAAAUAGACAUGAAUGAAUUAUGUAAAGGAAUUCCUAUUGAAUUUGGAAGAUUCUUAGAUUACAUCAAAGGAUUACCUUUCAAAUCAGAACCAAAUUAUAAAUACUGCCAAAAUUUAUUUAAGAAAUUAUCAUAGGAGCAUAAUUAUUAAUAAAAAGAUUCUAUAUUUGAUUGGGAUCUCGGCCCAAAAUCAGAGAGAUAAGAUGAUAAAAAAAAAUAAACUUUUGACGGACAUAUGCCAAGUAGUUCAAAUAAUAGCAAUUUAGUUAAUAAUAAACCCUCUUUGUAUAAAGUUUUAAUUAUUCUAGAUUUAAAAAAUCAAAAGAUGAUAUUUCUUCAAAUAAUAUUGGUGGAUCAUUAUUAAAUUAUUCUCAAGAAUAACUAGAAAUGAAUUCUCUACUUAAAACUCCAGAGUAAAGAAAAUCAAGUUUGGCUCCUGAUAUUAAUAGGAGAAAAAGUAGAAUGCAAUCUGUUAGUAGCUACAAUGAUUCUCAUUCAGAAAUAGAUUUUAAUAAUGGAAGUGUCAUGCUAGGAAUUUAACCUAGUAUGUUAAGUAGGUUGAGCAAGAUCUCAUUCAAUUCGCAUUCAAGGGUUAAAGAUAGCAAAUUAAAUUUAAGUUUAACUCCUGAAUAGAAAAGAUCAAAUUUACAUGAUAAAAAAUUAUCAAUUACUCCUAAUUCAUAUAUAUAAUAAGUUGCAGGAUAAAAAUAAAAAACAUUAAUUAGGAAUUCGAAUUCUUAAUAAAAACUAUCACUUAAAAAGGAGGAAGAAACCAUAAAAGAGUUUUCAAAAAUGAAUGAAACAGAUGAAGGGAUUGAACGUAAAUAUAUGCUUUUAAAAUAAGCAUCAGUAAAUGCGUAUGUAAAUUGUACUUACCAUAUUGUAGUCGCUUCAAAAAAUCAAUAAAUUGACAGUAUCCAG